AGUCCCAAGUCCCAAGCAAUUCUACACAUCCUUAAACCCUUCUUAAACCCCAAUUCUUGAUUUCUCUUCCAAAAAAAUUACCAUGAAAACCAAAGAAAAAUCUUGUGAAGAACCCAAAAAAGACCACAACACAUCAAUUCUUGUUAGAAAAAAAGCACCCAAUCGUCUCAUUGUCGAUGAAUCAAUCAAAGAUGAAAACUCCAACAUUUUUCUCAAUCAAGAAACCAUAGAAAAGCUUCAGCUUUUCCGUGGUGAUGCUGUUUUAAUCAAAGGUAAAAGAAAAAGAGAAACAAUAUGUAUAGCAGAGAUUGAUGAAAAUUGUGAAGAAAUCAAGAUUCGUAUGAAUAAGGUUGCUCGUAACAAUUUAAGAAUAAAAUUAGGUGACAUUGCUUCUAUACAUCUUUGUAACAACAUUCAGUUUGGGAAACGAAUAUAUCUACUCCCUGUUGAUGAUACUGUUGAAGGUUUAACAGGGGAUUUAUUUGAAGUUUACUUAAAGCCUUAUUUUCUUGAUACUUAUCGUCCAUUAAGAAAAGGUGAUAUUUUUAAUGUUAGAGGUGGGAUGAGGAGUGUGGAGUUUAAGGUUAUGGAAACUGAUCCUUCUGAGUAUUGUAUUGUUGCUCCUGAAACUGAGAUUUUCGUCGGUGAGGGAGUGGUUAGGAGGGAAGAUGAAGAUCAAUUGAAUGAUAUUGGGUAUGAUGAUAUUGGUGGAUUUAGGAAACAGAUGGCUCAGAUUAGGGAGUUGGUUGAGUUGCCAUUGAGGCAUCCAUUGCUUUUUAAGUCUAUUGGUGUGAAACCACCUAAAGGGAUUUUGUUACAUGGACCUCCUGGUUCGGGGAAAACAACGAUAGCUCGAGCUGUUGCUAAUGAGACUGGUGCAUUUUUUUUGGUUAUUAACGGACCUGAGAUUAUGUCUAAGAUGUCUGGUGAGAGUGAGAGUAAUUUGAGGAAGGUGUUUGAUGAAGCUGAGAAGAAUGCACCUUCGAUUAUUUUUAUUGAUGAGAUUGAUUCCAUCGCGCCUAAUAGAGAAAAGACUCAAGGGGAGGUUGAAAGGAGGGUUGUUUCUCAGCUUUUAACGUUGAUAGAUGGACUUAAGUCGCGUGCACAUGUGAUUGUUAUGGCUGCUACGAAUAGGCCUAAUAAUAUUGAUCCUGCAUUGAGGAGGUUUGGGAGAUUCGAUAGGGAGAUUGAUAUUGGUGUGCCUGAUGAGGUUGGGCGUCUUGAGAUUCUUCGUAUACACACAAAGAACAUGAAGCUUGGAGAGGAUGUUGAAUUGGAAUACAUUGCAAGGGAUACGCACGGGCAUAUUGGGGCUGAUUUAGCAGCAUUGACUACUGAGGCAGCCCUUCAAUGCAUUAGGGAGAAGAUGAGUGUGAUUGAUUUGGAAGAUGAAAGUAUUGAUGUUGAGAUACUCAAUUCCAUGGCAGUAAGUAAUGAACACUUCAAGGCUGCUCUAAACGAUAGCAACCCUUGUGCUCUUCGCGAGACAGUCAUUGAAGUUCCAAACGUUUCGUGGGAUGAUAUUGGAGGGCUCGAGACUGUUAAACGCGAGCUUCAAGAGACAGUGCAGUAUCCAGUGGAACAUCCUGAAUUGUUUGAGAAAUUUGGCAUGUCUCCUUCAAAGGGUGUCCUGUUUCAUGGUCCCCCUGGAUGUGGGAAAACUCUUCUGGCUAAGGCUAUCGCCAACGAAUGCCAAGCUAACUUCAUCAGUAUCAAAGGUCCUGAAUUGCUCACAAUGUAUUUUGGAGAAAGUGAAGCCAAUGUCAGAGAGCUUUUCGACAAGGCACGCCAAUCAGCACCUUGCAUUCUGUUCUUCGACGAGUUGGACUCAAUUGCUACUAAAAGAGGGAAUUCAGUAGGUGAAGCUGGUGGUGCUGGUGAUAGAGUCUUGAAUCAGCUCCUAACUGAAAUGGAUGGAAUGACAGCCAAAAAAACCAUUUUCGUUAUAGGUGCAACCAACAGGCCAGACAUAAUUGAUCCUGCACUAUUAAGGCCUGGACGUCUUGACCAAUUGAUAUACAUUCCCCUCCCUGAUGAAGAAUCAAGAUACCAAAUUUUCCGCGCAUCCUUAAGAAAAUCACCUGUUUCCAGCAAAGUAGACUUUAAACUCCUUGCCAAGAUGACAGAAGGGUACAGUGGUGCAGACAUCACUGCUAUAUGUCAACGCGCUUGCAAAAACGCCAUCAGUGAAGAUAUUGCAAAGGACAUUGAGAGGGAGAAGAGGCGAACGGAGAAUCCUGACAUGAUGGAAGAAGAUACUGAUCAAGAAGAGGUUGCUGAAAUUAAAGUUUCACAUAUUGAGGAAUCCAUGAAGUUAUCUAGGAGAAGUGUUGGUGAUAUAGACCUUUUGAAGUAUGAUAAUUUUGCUAAGUCUUUGCAACAGUCAAGAGGAUUUGGUAAUGAUUUUAAGUUCUCAAAUAACAACAACACCACUACUGUUGCUAAGGAAAAUCCUUUUGAGAAUUGUGUUGGAGUUGAAGAUUGUGAUGUUGAGUUAUAUGAUUAGGAUCUUAUACUAGUUGUUUUUGUUAUUUUUUUAUGUUCAAGAUUCUUUUUUUUGUUGCUUUUUUUUUUCUUGUAUUUAGUUUUGUUUAAGUUCAAUGAGUAAAUAGUUUAAUUUAUUUCAGCCUUUUGUGUUUUGGAGAUUACAAAUUUUUGGCAAUCAGUAGUAUAUAACAUUAAUAAUUCAGAAAAAACUUUGUGAGAAUGAA
This is a messenger RNA of Solanum dulcamara, 2711 nucleotides long. Its product is annotated as cell division cycle protein 48 homolog. The transcript has a single exon. The record is from RefSeq and is a predicted model, not a curated record. Gene Ontology annotation, biological process: autophagosome maturation; retrograde protein transport, ER to cytosol; mitotic spindle disassembly. NCBI's taxonomy places the organism in Eukaryota, Viridiplantae, Streptophyta, Magnoliopsida, Solanales, Solanaceae. Gene Ontology annotation, cellular component: VCP-NPL4-UFD1 AAA ATPase complex; cytosol; nucleus. The coding region runs from base 83 to 2506 and encodes 807 amino acids. Gene Ontology annotation, molecular function: polyubiquitin modification-dependent protein binding; ATP binding; ATP hydrolysis activity.